Molecule: messenger RNA, 2573 nt
Organism: Polypterus senegalus (gray bichir)
Lineage: Eukaryota; Metazoa; Chordata; Cladistia; Polypteriformes; Polypteridae
Gene: pknox2
Product: pbx/knotted 1 homeobox 2
Exons: 14
Coding region: 423-1856 (477 amino acids)
Biological process (GO): regulation of transcription by RNA polymerase II
Molecular function (GO): DNA-binding transcription factor activity, RNA polymerase II-specific; RNA polymerase II cis-regulatory region sequence-specific DNA binding
Source: RefSeq, a predicted model, not a curated record
CGGCGCAUCUCCACGCGCUGUUUGCGCUUCUCACGUGCGCCCGGAUUUCCUUAUCUGUUUAUUUACAACACCGCGGCUUGUUCGACAACAUCUCUUCGCUACUUUAAGGAGAAUAAAGUUCGUAAUAAAUAAUGCAUACAAAGUUAAGCGAGCACUUCGCUAUGGGACCCAGCCCUAUCAAGGCUGAUGGGAAAUGCAGUCUCUCACAGCUCAUUUGAAGGCGCUCUGGCGAAGGUGGUGAUCAUUAGCUGAUGGGGUGGUGGCUAAAGAAGAAAACAUUUGAAUCAUCUGAAUAGAGCAGUGGUGCCAAAGUGAACGGAGACUUCUGACUGCCUUCACUCUAAAAGCAAAGCCUGUCGGGAAGCCUACAGCCAGUGAAAAAGAAGCAGCAACAUACAAAGAUCUAAAUGUGAAGCACUCCCAUGAUGCAACAUGUGUCCCCAGCCCCAGCACUGACAAUGAUGGCUGCACAGAGUGUUCCGCCCCCUUCGUACCAAGAGAGCCAACAGAUGACGGGUACAACUCAGCAGACACCCAAGGCACAGCCAGUCCACAUCCCAGCAUCUUCAACAUCAGGGGCUACACCGGUAAGUGUGGCCCUUGACCCACAGGCUCAGCUGGAAUCCGACAAGCGAGCAGUUUAUAGGCACCCACUCUUCCCACUACUGGCUCUGCUCUUUGAGAAGUGUGAACAGGCUACACAAGGUUCGGAGUGCAUCACCUCAGCAAGCUUUGAUGUAGACAUUGAAAACUUUGUCCACCAACAAGAGCAGGACCACAAGCCCUUUUUCAGUGAGGACCCUGAACUUGACAACCUGAUGGUGAAGGCAAUCCAGGUGUUGCGGAUCCACCUGCUGGAACUGGAGAAAGUCAAUGAGCUCUGCAAGGACUUCUGCAACCGCUACAUCACUUGCCUUAAGACCAAGAUGCAUAGUGACAACCUUCUUCGUAAUGACUUGGGUGGGCCAUACUCCCCCACACAUAAUUCCCUCAGCGCUCAGCAGGACCUCCUACAGAGCUCAGCCCCCUCCAUGACAACAGUCUCCAGCUCUGUCAACCCCUCCGGGAUCGUUGUCCCUGCAAGUGCUCUGCAGCAGGGCAACGUCGCCAUGACGACCAUCAACUCGCAAGUUGUUUCAGGUGGGACCUUGUACCAGCCGGUUACCAUGGUUACCUCACAGGGUCAGGUGCUGACCCAAGCCAUCCCCCAGGGAACUAUCCAGAUCCAGAAUACACAGGUCAAUCUGGAUAUCGCCUCUCUUCUGGACAGUGAUGACAAGAAAUCAAAAAACAAGCGUGGUGUCCUGCCCAAACAUGCCACCAACAUCAUGAGAUCCUGGCUCUUCCAACACCUCAUGCAUCCCUAUCCUACGGAGGAUGAAAAGCGUCAAAUUGCUGCACAGACCAACCUCACUUUACUGCAAGUCAACAACUGGUUCAUCAAUGCACGGAGACGAAUCCUCCAGCCCAUGCUGGAUGCCAGUAACCCUGAUCCAGCACCAAAAGCCAAGAAGAUGAAAUCUCAGCACAGACCCACCCAACGCUUCUGGCCAGACUCUAUUGUCGCUGGAGUCCUUCAGCCUCAUGGAAUCCGUGCUGGCAGCAAUGCUGAUGGUACUUUGACGAUGGACAACUUGCAGCCUCUCUCAUCUGACUCUGCAACGCUAGCAAUGCAGCAAGCCAUGUUGGGUGGUGGUGGGGAAGAUUCACUCGAUGGCACAGAGGAAGAGGAUGAGGAUGAAGAGGAAGAGGAGAUGGAGGAAGAGGAUGAGGAGGAGGAAGAAGAGCAUCGGCAGCAGUUGCAUGCUAGCGCAGUGGGUGACCUGAGCUUGGAGCACAAUGAGUCUUUGGAGUAAAGCAGGACUUGGGUUCCAGUGGGGGAGAGGAAUGAGGUGUGGUGUCCCAAGCAUGGGUUUAGUCUGAACCACAAGGACAUGAGGGACAUGAAGACUCUCCUCGUCAUUCUUUACAAAAUCACCAUGAUCAGAAAAGAUUUUGCAUAUUAAAAAAAAUACCUUGACUUUGAGGACGAUUCAAUUAUUGUAAUGCAAAAUGGCAGUGACAGAAGCCGUGUUUUAUUUAGUAUAAAAAUUAAAAGACUGGACUAUUGACUUGCUCUGUCUAUCAACAAACAAAUCCAGAAAAUUGGCCUACUGCCCUUGUCUUGAAUUUAAUCAAAAAUAAAAAAAACACCCUGUCUCACAGAUUUGAACUAUACUGAGAGUAUAGGGUCAAAAUGAAAGUGCUUUUUUGUCUUGAAUGAAACUCAGUUCUGAUAAAAAAGAGCAAAAAAUCACAACAAAGUUGUAAGGGCACAUGAAAGAUGACUGGAACAGUCAGUAAGAGCAACAAGUAACCCAAAACAUGCAAAACAAGGUUUCUGCCCUUCAUCUCAAUCAGACUGGCAAUGUAAGUGAAAACAAAGGUUGCAAACUGGAUGGAUGCAGGGCUUGGGGACUUUAAAAGACACUGAAGAUACAGAUUCAUUUGGAGGCUCCAUAGACUGUGAAAGACAUUUUUCUGUUUUAUUUUAUAUGUUUCAACUGUAGGAACAAACAAACAAAAAUGCAAAU